AUGGGUGACUUCAAGCCAGACCUCGAAGCCUCUGUAGCUCCGGCGGUCGUGGAAGCAAAAGGAUUGAACGGAGACAGCCAUGAAAGCGGUGUUCUCUACAGACAGCUGCGCCAGAAGCCACUCAACAUCGUGAGUGGCAAGGGAAGCUACGUCUACACAGACACCGGGCUGGAAAUUCUCGAUGCUACCUGUGGCGCGGCGGUGUCGUGUCUAGGACACAAUGACAAACGAGUCCAUGAUGCUAUUAUGGAGCAGCUGCAGAAGGUCUCCUAUACUUAUUCCGUCUUUUUCACCAAUAGCGCUAUGGAAGACCUUUGCAAGCUGCUUGUCGACUCGACGGGCGGCCAGAUGUCUCGUGCAUUUAUCGUGGCCUCUGGUAAGCCCCUGCGUACCAUAGAUCUAGCGAUUCAUGUCGUCGUCUAA
This is a messenger RNA of Penicillium chermesinum, 423 nucleotides long. RefSeq lists its product as uncharacterized. The record is from RefSeq and is a predicted model, not a curated record. Gene Ontology annotation, molecular function: transaminase activity; pyridoxal phosphate binding. The coding region runs from base 1 to 423 and encodes 140 amino acids. Lineage: Eukaryota; Fungi; Ascomycota; Eurotiomycetes; Eurotiales; Aspergillaceae. Gene Ontology annotation, cellular component: cytosol. The transcript has a single exon.